Ostertagia ostertagi is the source of this 891-nucleotide messenger RNA. NCBI's taxonomy places the organism in Eukaryota, Metazoa, Nematoda, Chromadorea, Rhabditida, Trichostrongylidae. The record is from the annotation of a GenBank genome assembly.
AUGGUCGUUUGGUCUGAGGCCGAUUUGGAUCAGAUCACCGAUGAGUUUCUUACAUUAAUGCUUGAUCGGAGAGAGUUCACUGAAAGAUGGUCAUUAUCUGUAGAACAAGAAGUUGCACGUUCACAGAAGAAAGAGGUCGACUCCUUCGUUGUAACUGCUCCGCUGAUGGAUAUUACAAAACAUGAAGAGACGGUGUUGCCGACCUUCGAAGAACUUGUACAUGCGGUAGAUGCAUCAUCGCAAACGUUUCUUUCAACAGCAGACUUCACCAUUUGCCAUUGUGAACCUGAGCAUAAUCGCGAUGCUUCCUUACUGUUUGCCGCGCGACUUCAAGUGGACCGAAUUUCUUCGAAGAAAGUAGAUAGGAAUCGGCUUGGAACGGCGGCGAGACGAUUAUUGCAGUUGGUACGGUUGUUUACUACCCGAAUAUCUUCAGCAUUCCAAAUAUCGAACACAUCAGCGUUCGCUACAUCGUUGUGUGAUAUGCUGUACACUUUCUGCGACUGUGCCGCGAACACUGUUCUUUCUAGUGAAAAAACAAUCAUCUCUGAACUGCGACGUGCUGUUGAUGAUUUUAAUGAAAUAGUCGUGGAGAAGCUGUCAAAGGCAGCUUUUGAAGCGCAGUGUGCACGGCGCAACGCGGCGAAACCUACCCGUCAGCAAUUUUUCAGUCCGCAGCCUACACGCUUGAGAAGGCCGUUGGUUCAAAUCCAGCAGCGAAGUCCUGGAUACUUACUGCCUCCUGAUUUAUUAAAAGUACUAAACUUCAAGCGUCAAAAGCUAACUCGUACUCGUAGCGUUCCCUCAGUACGGCCAACAAUUUCGACUUCUGCUCCUUCUCCGGCCAAACGUGGCACAACGUUAUCAGCUACUCAACAGACAGCCACUAAA